This is a messenger RNA of Torulaspora globosa, 498 nucleotides long. RefSeq names its product E2 ubiquitin-conjugating protein UBC7 (gene UBC7). The transcript has a single exon. The record is from RefSeq and is a predicted model, not a curated record. The coding region runs from base 1 to 498 and encodes 165 amino acids. Lineage: Eukaryota; Fungi; Ascomycota; Saccharomycetes; Saccharomycetales; Saccharomycetaceae. Gene Ontology annotation, cellular component: cytosol; endoplasmic reticulum.
AUGUCGAAGACCGCACAACGGAGAUUGCUCAAGGAGUACCAGCAACUGACCAAGGACUCGCCACCGGGCAUCCUAGCAGCCCCCAAAUCGGAGGACAACCUGUUCCUGUGGGACUGUCUGAUCCAGGGCCCUCCAGACACGCCCUACGAGGGGGGUGUGUUCAACGCCAAGCUGGAAUUCCCCAAGGACUAUCCGCUUUCGCCACCCAAGCUCACCUUCACCCCAAGCAUCCUGCAUCCCAACAUCUACCACAACGGCGAAGUGUGUAUUUCGAUCCUGCAUUCGCCAGGAGACGAUCCCAACAUGUACGAGCUAGCAGAAGAGAGAUGGUCGCCCGUUCAGAGCGUCGAGAAGAUCUUGCUGAGCGUGAUGAGCAUGCUCAGCGAGCCCAACAUCGAGAGCGGCGCCAACGUCGACGCCUGCAUCCUCUGGAGAGACAACAGGCCCGAGUUCGAGAAACGCGUCAAGAGCUCGAUACUCAAGUCGUUGGGCUUCUGA